This is a messenger RNA of Linum trigynum, 1378 nucleotides long. The record is from the annotation of a GenBank genome assembly. Lineage: Eukaryota; Viridiplantae; Streptophyta; Magnoliopsida; Malpighiales; Linaceae.
CAGAAUAUUAAAACAAUAAUAUAUUAAAAUAAUCAUUAUUAUUAAAAAAAAAACCCCGACCCGUCGGCGAGCCUGCGGCCGUUCGCGUUCCCCCGACCCUACCCGGAAAAGGGUGGAGAGACGCUCGCCCCCGGGGACCCGGAUUCGGCCGUCCGGACGGCCUGUGUCGAGGCCGCCGCCGCCAUGUCGUCUCAGGUCACGCAUCCUCCCUUCUCCACCGUCUCGAAGCCGCUCAUAGAGAUGGUGACUGUGGAGCAAGAUCUGAACUCCCAGAUCGGAGCCGCGAUGUGCCUGGCGGCGGCGAUUGAGGCGGCGCCGGAGCCAGAGGUUGAGCAGCUGAGGAAGGUGUUGCCUAGGCUGGGUAAGCUGGUGAAGGGAGAAGGAUUCAAGGCCAAGACAGAGGACGUAUUCGGCAGACGACGUCGACGAGCUAGAGGUUGAUUCGAAGAAAGUUGCUGAUGUUGGCGAAUUAUUUGAGGGAGAAAGAACGAAUCUGCGCAAAUUAAACACUCCAGGUCAGCCAGAAAUCGAAGAACUUGGUGCUUUGACCAACUGCGAUGGUGCCGGGAAACUCUGUUUUUCGACGUCAGAACAGGGCAGGAGAGAGGUUGAUUUGGUCGGGGCCUUCGGGGCACCUUCGAAAUCAACCAGCGCCGCCGACCUCGUCCAAACAACCCCAGAAAUCUUUUCCCUAGGUCGGAUCGGCUCGAAUCUGUCUGACUUGCACAAUCCAAAUCGAGUUCAUGUACCUUUGGAAACGCAAGAACAAGCAGAAAAAUUAGGACGGGGGCGGAGAGGAAGGAGAGAGCGGCGGAUUUUCCUUUCUUGUCGGUGGCGGCGGUGGAAGGAAAUCGCUCUUGUUGAUGUUGUAGACCGGCGGCUGGUUCUGGCUCUGCGGCGGUUGGGAGGAGGCAGGGGGCAUCGGCGGUGGAGGACUUCUCUUUUGUUUUUGUUUUUCCUUUUUGACCUGCUUAUGUGGCAUUUGUGUUGACUGCCACGUCAGUAUAGCAUCUGCAAAUUCACCAUCAUCUAACGGAAGUGUUAACGGAGACUUAACAGUUGGCUAUUAUUUUGUAUUUCGAUAGUUAUGGAUAUAAUUCCCCGUUUGUUAAUAGUUGUGGAUAAUAUAUUGUAUUAGCCUUUUUUUUUUUGAGAACCAGCUCGAGCUUCUUUGGUAGCCAGUUUAGUGGGUGCAAACCUGUCAGGUUAAGUUAUCGUCUUUCUUAAUGAACUUGAUUCUUAAGAAGAGUAAAAAAAUUGCACACCAACAGCACGAACAACUGGUAGGUUGAUGGAAACAAUAGAUAGAGCCUGAUUUUGCGGAUACUCUUCUUUUAACUCCAAAGCAAGGAAAGCGAAAUAAACAUUUGAAUGAUCG